Messenger RNA from Pteropus alecto (black flying fox), 1545 nucleotides. RefSeq names its product secreted phosphoprotein 1 (gene SPP1). Lineage: Eukaryota; Metazoa; Chordata; Mammalia; Chiroptera; Pteropodidae. Bases 169 to 1122 code for a protein of 317 amino acids. The record is from RefSeq and is a predicted model, not a curated record. Gene Ontology annotation, molecular function: extracellular matrix binding. Gene Ontology annotation, biological process: cell adhesion; positive regulation of bone resorption; ossification. The transcript has 7 exons.
CUCCCCGUGUUGGUUGGGAAUAUCUGGAGCAGCAUUUAAAUUCUGGCAGGUCCUGGUUGUCAGCAGCAAGAGGAGGAGGCGAGGAGUGCAGCAGCAUCUGGGACUGGACUCUCCACGGGCGAGUGGCAGCCUUCUCAGCCGGCCGCAGACCCAGGAAAAAUUGCUACCAUGAGAAUCGCAGUGAUUUGCUUCUGCCUUGUAGGCAUGGCAUACGCCCUUCCAGUUAAACACGCUGAUUCUGGCAGCUCUGAGGAAAGGCAGCUUUUCAACAAAUACCCAGAUGCUGUAGCCACUUGGCUAAAGCCUGACCCAUCUCAGAAGCAGAAUCUCCUAGCACCACAGAAUACUGUGUCCUCUGAAGAAACUGACAACUUCAAACAAGAGACUCUCCCAAGUCAGUCCAAUGAGAGCCAUGACCACACAGAUGAUGUGGAUGAUGAAGACGAUGAAGACCAUGUGGAUAGCCAGGACCACAUUGACUCAGAUGACUCAGAUGAUGCUGAUCAUACUGAUGACUCUGAUAACUCUGAUGAGUCCCACCACUCUGAUGAGUCUGAUGAACUGGUCACUGAUUUUCCCACUGACUUUCCAGGAACCCCAGUUGUCACUCCAGCUGUCCCCACAGGAGACACAAAUGAUGGCCGAGGUGAUAGUGUGGCUUAUAGGCUGAAGUCAAAAUCUAAGAAGUUCCACAGAUCUGUAGUCAAGUAUCCUGAUGCUACAGAGGAGGACCUCACAUCACAUGUGGAAAGCAAGGAGGUGGACGAUGCACGCAAGGCCGUCAAGGCUGUCUUCGUUGCGCAGGGCCUGCACGUGGCUUCUGACUGGGACAGCCCUAGGAAGGACAGUCAGGAAACAAGUCAGCUGGAUGACCACAGCACGGAAACACACAGUCUUGAACAUUCCGAAGAAUAUAAGCUGAAGGCAAAUGAUGAGAGCAAUGGGCAUGCUGAUGUGAUUGAUAGUCAGGAAAAUUCCAAAGUCAGCCACGAAUUCCAUAGCCAAGAAUUUGAUAGCCGUGAAGACAAGCUCGCCCUAGACCCUAAGAGUGAGGACCAAGACAAACACCUGAAAUUUCGCAUUUCUCAUGAAUUAGAAAGUGCAUCAUCUGAGGUCAAUUAAAAAAAUGAAAAAUACAAUUCCUUGUUUUUAAUUAAAAGAAAAAAUACAUUAUAGCGGGGUGAGAGAGGAUAUGAAAUGCUUAUUUCUCAGCUUAGUUGGUGAAUGUAUAUGUAUGUGGAUGGGAAAUAGAUAAUGUUUUUGAUCAGUAGUUUAGUGUGUGGCUUCACGGUAACACCCCUGUAAACUGAAAACUUCAGGAUUUAGUCUACGUUCUUUCCAUAUAAGAAAUGCAAACUAUCACUGCAUUUUAAUGUUUGUCAUUCUUUUAUGAGUAGAAAUUCUUAUAGAAGCAAACAAAAUGCUUUUAUACAUUCAUAAGAGAGAAGAUAAAAUUUUAUGUCACUGUAAUCUUUUGUUUUUCAAAUUAGUGUACGUUUUGUUGUGAUUAUUUUUGUGUGAAUAAAUCUCAUAUCUGGAAUGUAA